Messenger RNA from Dermacentor andersoni, 689 nucleotides. Its product is annotated as scoloptoxin SSD14-like. The record is from RefSeq and is a predicted model, not a curated record. Gene Ontology annotation, molecular function: glutathione gamma-glutamate hydrolase. Gene Ontology annotation, cellular component: plasma membrane. NCBI's taxonomy places the organism in Eukaryota, Metazoa, Arthropoda, Arachnida, Ixodida, Ixodidae. Gene Ontology annotation, biological process: glutathione catabolic process.
AAGCAGUGGCGGCCUUCGGCGAGUUGAUGGGCUAUGAGCUAUUGCUGAACGUCACUGGGACCCGCGUGGCCUGGCGAGACCUGUUUGACGACGCCAUCAGGCUUGCCGACAACGGCGUCCAGGUGUACGAGCAGCUGGCCGAAGGCAUCGCCGAAGUCGCCAGCGACCCGGACAGCCACAUCCAGAAGUUCCUGACCGACCCGAACACGACGCACGUGCUGAAGACGGGCGACACGUACUACAACAAGAAGCUGGCCGAGACACUGCGCAAGAUAGCGGGAAGCAGCAAGAAAGGCCGCUUCUUCCACUCGGGAGAUGAGAUCGAGGCCAUGGUCGGGGAGCUCAGGGAACUCGGCGGCAUCCACACCCUCAAGGACUUCCAGGAGUUCCGAGCCGAGGCGCCGGCCCCGACGUGGGCGCUGCUGUCGCAGGACGAGUGGCUGUUCACGACCCCGGUGCCGACGUCGGGCCCCGUGCUCGCCUUCGUGGUGUCGGUGCUCGACAAGUUCCGGCACCGGGGCCGCAUGCCCGACGACGAGCUCAGCAUCCACCGGCUCGUCGAGGCGCUCAAGUUCGGGUUCGCCAGGCGCUUCAUGCUGGGAGAUCCCGAAGCCGUCGAGAUCAAGAAGGUCAGUCAAUGGGCGCUGCUCGAAAAACCACUGUCGUCUUCGUGUUCGUCGUUGUCGUGA